CCUAUCUAUAGCAAGCUACCUAUGUCUUAUCGAUAACUUGCCCCGCCAAAAUUUGAUCUCGAAUUUUUGUAUUGGCUAUCGUCUUGGGUAGAUUUGCAGACACCUUCAACAGUCCCUCGUCACCCAGCUUCUAUCUGGGCCUGGUUGGAAUUCCACCCUCGCAUUCCGCCAAGCUUCGACGAGCAAAGUCGCCCGGAGCCGGCCAUGUCGUCGAUGAUCACUACGUCCGCCUGGGUACCGCGAGGCUUUGCAGCGCCCUUCCCCGCAAAAUACAACAUUGACGAAGCCGAGUUCGACAGGAUAGCCAAUCUAGCCAAGCUGAAGCUCGACGACGCGAACGAAGACUUGAGAGGAGCGCGAGAAGAGCAAGAAGAUAGCGACGACGUCAGCGAUGACGACGGCAAAGAGAGUUCGGCCGAGAAAGGCACCGGAAACGGGGAAGAGAAAGCCCCAGCGCCGGAUGAUGAAGAGGCCGAAGACAUUGACAUAAACGACGACGACCUCAAGGAGUACGACCUGGAACAUUAUGACGACGACGACGACGACGACGCCGAGGGCCAGAGCAUGGACAUGUUCGGGGUCAAAUCUCUAACGUACUACGCAUCCAACAAAGAGGACCCGUACAUCACGAUACCCGACGGCGAAGAUGACGAGGACGACGACAGGGAAGAGCUGCAGAUCCUGGCCACGGACAACCUCCUGCUGGCCGCCAAGGUGGAGGACGAGCUCGCGCACCUCGAGGUCUACGUCUACGAGGAUGAAGCCGACAAUCUUUACGUGCACCACGAUAUCCUGCUUCCGGCGAUACCCCUCUGCGUCGAGUGGCUAGACAUACCUGUUUCGAAACCCAGCGUGGCGCAAGACUCGAGGGCAAAUUUCGUCGCGAUAGGCACGAUGGACCCGGACAUCGAGGUCUGGGACUUGGACACGGUGGACUGCAUGUAUCCGAACGCGAUCCUGGGCCAAGGGGCUAACUCCGAGGAAGAGGGGAAGAAGAAGAAGAAGAAGAAGAAAAAGAAGCAGAAGAAGGCGAACGACGAGUAUCAUGUCGACGCCGUCUUAUCCCUCGCCGCCAACAGGAAUCACCGGAAUCUCUUGGCCUCGGCAUCUGCGGACAAGACGGUGAAACUCUGGGACCUGCAUACCGCUAAGUGCGCCAAGUCGUACUCAUAUCACACGGACAAGGUCUGCUCGCUGGCGUGGCACUCGGUCGAGUCGACGGUGCUGUUGAGCGGCAGUUACGACCGGACGAUCGCGGCCGCGGACAUGCGAGCGCCCGACGCGAAGCCGCGGCGGUGGGGGGUGGAGAGCGACGUUGAGAACGUGCAGUGGGACCCGCACGACGCCAACUACUUCUUCGCGUCGACGGAGAACGGGAUCGUGCACUACCACGACGUGCGGAACGCGCCGGCGAGCCCGUCGGCGUCGCGGCCGGUAUGGACGCUGCAGGCGCACGACGAGUCGCUGUCAGCCUUCGACGUCAACGCGCACAUACCGGGGUUCAUGGCGACGGGGUCGACGGACAAGACGGUCAAGCUCUGGAACCUGCAGCCGACGGGGCCGGCGAUGGUGGUGGCGCGCAACCUCGACGUCGGCCGCGUGUUCGCCGCCAACUUCGCGCCCGACGCCGAGGUCGCGUUCCGGCUCGCCGUCGCCGGCAGCAAGGGCACGAUGCACAUCUGGGACACGAGCACCAACGCCGCGGUGCGCCAGGCGUUCGCGCACAAGAUCGCGGGCUCGAGCGCCGCCGACGACACGGUCGAGGAGAGGCUGAUCGGUGUCAAGGCGGACGAGCGCUCCUCAGACGGCGAAGAUGACGGCGACGCCGAGUCCAUGGACGAAGACUAGGUGCGCCAGUAGAAGCGACGCAAUGUGUGAGGGGAGCUGUGCGUACCACAGUUGUCGCACAGCUUGCCGCAUUCUACGUUCUGAUUCAAAUCACCGAGCCAGCUCAGCUCGGGACGCAGCUACGUGUCGGUUACGGGGUCUAGAAUAUCUUUCUGGCCUCGAGGGUUUCGGAUGAAUGAACAAGCGAAUGGGUAACCGAGUAUUGCGGAAAGUGGUGGUGGGAUCUG
This is a messenger RNA of Durotheca rogersii, 2075 nucleotides long. Its product is annotated as WD40 repeat-like protein. The transcript is spliced from 2 exons. The record is from RefSeq and is a predicted model, not a curated record. Gene Ontology annotation, molecular function: protein binding. Gene Ontology annotation, cellular component: nucleus. The coding region runs from base 205 to 1848 and encodes 547 amino acids. Gene Ontology annotation, biological process: rRNA processing. NCBI's taxonomy places the organism in Eukaryota, Fungi, Ascomycota, Sordariomycetes, Xylariales, Xylariaceae.